Messenger RNA from Trichoderma asperellum CBS 433.97, 1228 nucleotides. RefSeq lists its product as uncharacterized. Lineage: Eukaryota; Fungi; Ascomycota; Sordariomycetes; Hypocreales; Hypocreaceae. The record is from RefSeq and is a predicted model, not a curated record.
GAGGACAAGCGAUUCGCAUCGGCCCCAGAUUUCCAGUCAUCGGGAAUUGGAAUUCGUCAGAUUAGUUGGUAAAAUUUGAUUCGGCCAUGGAGAUAUGCAAUGUCCAAAACUCGUACGAAUAUCGACCGCAGCCGCGGACUUUGGCCCAAAAGCUUUGGCAGCCAGUAUCCGAAUGGCCCCUGCUAUUCACUCUUCUUUUCCCCUUUACUUCGGAAGCCGCCUCAACGACCUGACGACUUCGUAUCGCCACUAGAUUUACGUAGCAGUCGAGAUUUCUAGGCAUCCUUCUUCGUACGAUAUGCAGCUGCGAGAUAAUACUACAUCACAUCCCAUGUCCAUCUCCGCUUGCAACCCCUGGCUGAGCAGUCUCGCGUCUCUUUUUCUCUUUCCGCUUGUCCAAGCAGACACACUACAGCCGCUCCGACUGCCAUACUGGUACAAGCACAUGCAUCCGAUGCCUGCUACUCCAUCUCUCCCGACGGAGUGCUCUAUAAAUGCACCGUCAGUAAAUGCCGUUUACCCCUCCUGCAUCAUGCAGACAAGUCGUGCACACCGCAUGGGUUGCGACCCGAUUGGCCGAAUAACACCAGCAGGUCCCAAGUAUAGCAUUCUGAAACCGCGUCUUUUGGCCUUUGAAACAGCGCUCAUCCAGCUCCGCGGGCUUUGGUUAUUCACCUUUCCGCUUGUUCGGAGUCUCUGUGGGAGGCAAGUGGCGGAAAUAGCACCAUGACACCGGCGUAGAUGCUUCGCAGUCUCUUAGCCACUUAGCCGCUUCGCUCAACUUCGGGGGCCCAGAAGUCGAGCAAAGAUGUCCGAUGUCUGGGUUUCAGAAUGUUGCUCCCUGAGACUGGAGAAUGACUAGCCACGGAGAAACUGAAGAGCCAUGCGGGAAUGGGGCUAAUACAAUCAAUAGUCCGGGAUCGAUUCGAGGACGUGAUGGUGUUGUUGUUACCCGUCUCCCCGGCGAUAAGAGAGGUUUAUGGUGAGAACGGUAAGGGACCCCCAUGCGUGAAAUGCUGUAAUUGGACGCCGAGGGUUACUAAAAGAGUGGUUUUUUUCCCGUAUUUUCGUUAUCUGCAAUUCCCGUGGCACAGGCGAGAUUUGGAUCCCGAGUUUGGGCCACAAAAAGAAAAGAAAAGACUGAAAACCGUUGAACAUGGUUGAAGAAAAUGGCCUGAUUCUUACGACAGGCGUGGAAAUUACGCUGCAGAUCCAGGCUCCAUAGGCA